Cyprinus carpio (common carp) is the source of this 1132-nucleotide messenger RNA. Its product is annotated as V-set domain-containing T-cell activation inhibitor 1-like. The record is from RefSeq and is a predicted model, not a curated record. NCBI's taxonomy places the organism in Eukaryota, Metazoa, Chordata, Actinopteri, Cypriniformes, Cyprinidae.
GUCAUGAAUUCGCUAAUUAACGUAUGACGUCAUACGCAGUACUUUCAGUCUCCAUUGAAAGAAGUUGGGAACGGUCCGCUGCACCCAUCAUUACUAUGUGACAUUUUUUAAAAUUUCUGCUACACGUUAUAUCGAAACAUAUUACCUGAGACACGUUAUCAGCACUUAUAAGCCACUGUCAGUUGGCAUAUUACGCUUGACCUAUAUUACACACCAAACAAAAACAAAAAAGGCUAGGCUCUCUUCGCGUAGCAGCUAAAAACUUAUCCAUUCAUGGGUCUGAUUCUCAGAGAUGUUUUUUUGUGUUGCGCCUGGAUCAUCAAUGUUGCAUCUUUUAAGGUGACUGUUCCUGAAAGGUAUCUGCUGGCAAUCCGAGGUCAUCCAGCUGUACUGGGCUGUGAGUUCACACCUGAUCCUGACCUGUCCAACUUGGUUGUUACCUGGCAACGACAGGAAGAUGCACGGGUUGUCCACAGUUUCUAUUAUCAACAGGAUAAAUUGGACCGACAGAGUCCAGAAUAUCACAAUCGGACCUCAUUGUAUAUUUCUGAGCUUGGUAAAGGAAAUGCCUCUCUAAGAAUGCACCCAGUUGGACUAAAGGAUGCAGGCCAGUACCUGUGUCAAGUGAGCAAUGCUAAAGGGGCAGGAAACGCACUAAUAGAACUGGACUAUGGAGCUCUUUAUUCAGAGCCCAGGUUCAACAUUCAUGUGAACUCCACUGCUGUGGCUGUGCAGUUCGAGACAGAGGGUUUCCCCAAACCUGAGGUGAUCUGGGUGGGGGAACACAACCAGAACCUCAGCUCUCACCUGGAGAUCCAAGACCAGACAGAAGAUGGACUUUUUUAUAUAAAAAGCAGUUAUGAGGUCCAGAAGUCAUUGGUUAAUGUCACAUUAAUACUAAAGAACCAACUCCUCAACCAGAACCUGGAGAGAUUGGUGUUCCUCAGCUACGCUAACACAAGGAAGGUGAUGCUGAGUUGUGAUUUCUUCUAAUCCAUCGGCAUCAGGUUACAUUUCAGAUGAGGAUGGAGAUGGAAGCACUGCAGUCAUUAUUCUCUCAAUACUGAGUGUCAUUCUUUUUGCUGUUGUGAUGUUUUUACUAUUAAGAAAACAAAUAAAGUCCUACCUAUGA